AAACGAGGAACAUAAACCCGCGGUAGCCUUUAUAUCGACUACAGCCAGACAGCCUACAGGUUUUCGUCGGUUGGCAAACAGAAAUCCCCAAUUUUGGACUUCGUCGGAAACAAACCCUAAAUUCGAAGUAGAAGUAACUCAAGCAACUAGCAAUGUCUUCUCUUGCAGCAGCUCGAGCUGAUAAUUUCUACUAUCCUCCGGAAUGGGAUCCAACUCAGGGUGGUCUCAACAAGUUUCAUGGCCAACAUGCCUUAAGAGAGCGGGCGAAAAAAAUAGAUCAAGGCAUCCUAAUCAUAAGGUUUGAAAUGCCUUUUAAUAUAUGGUGUGAAGGGUGUGAAUCUAUGAUAGCGAAGGGUGUGAGGUUCAAUGCAGAGAAAAAACAAGUUGGAAACUACUAUUCCACGAAGAUAUGGAACUUCACUAUGAAGUCGGCUUGCUGCAAGCAUGAAAUUGCAAUCCAAACUGAUCCUAAAAAUUGCGAGUAUGUGAUCGUCAAGGGUGCUCGACGAAAAAUUGAAGAGUAUGAUGCAGAGGAUGCAGAAACAUUGGAACUUCCUGCAGAUGAAGAAAGAGGUAAACUUGUGGACCCAUUUUACCGUCUUGAGCAUCAAGAGGAGGACUUGAAGAAGAAAAAAGAAGCUGAUCCAGUACUUGUACGUCUUCAGCGUGCAUCUGAUGCAAGGCAUGCUGAUGACUAUGCCAUCAAUAAAGCUCUUCGGGCUCGAUUGAGGAGCCAGAAGAAGAGAGUAGCUGAAGAAGAAAGUGUGUCUAGGAAAAAGGGUUUUGGUAUACGACUACUACCAGGAUCUGCAGAGGACGCUGCUGCUGCUUCCCGUGUAAAGUUUCCGAGAAAGUUUGAUGAAAAUAGGAAGCUUAAACGAGCAUUAAUAUCUACUUCCUCGAUAUUCUCUGGAUCAUCUGGAUCUUCCUCAAAUAAUAACAAACGUUUGGAGCUUGAGUCUAAACGUAGAAAGAUCAAAGCGGCUAAAGUUUCAAAUCUGCUGUCUGGAGGUUAUAAGCCAUCGUCAUGGACACAGAGUCGUGUUUCCUCCAGCAGGCACAUUGCCUGAGUGAUCAGGUUUAAUAGGGAAAUGAAUGGAGAAAUGCAGAGCAGGUUUAAUAGGGAAAUGAAUGGAGAAAUGCAGAGCAGGUCUAAUAGGGACAUUGAGUGAAGCAAUGCAUGCAGAUAAUACUUUUCAUGAAGUUUGCAGAGCCAAAUAUGGUUCUUGUGAUGUUCUUAAUAAUAUUGCCUCUAGAUGUAGCAAUUGGGUGGUAAAUACUGACAUCAGAUGGCAGAUGUGUAACAAGGGUUAUGUUCUCUACUUGUAAAUUUCGUAGGUCUUGGUAAGUUGUAAGAUUGUAAUAGUUGAAAAUUUACUGGGUUGUGGUACGAUAA
Molecule: messenger RNA, 1396 nt
Organism: Beta vulgaris subsp. vulgaris (sugar beet)
Lineage: Eukaryota; Viridiplantae; Streptophyta; Magnoliopsida; Caryophyllales; Amaranthaceae
Exons: 7
Coding region: 153-1070 (305 amino acids)
Biological process (GO): mRNA splicing, via spliceosome
Cellular component (GO): post-mRNA release spliceosomal complex; U2-type spliceosomal complex
Source: RefSeq, a predicted model, not a curated record